Nanorana parkeri is the source of this 1638-nucleotide messenger RNA. RefSeq names its product immunoglobulin like domain containing receptor 1 (gene ILDR1). The record is from RefSeq and is a predicted model, not a curated record. Gene Ontology annotation, molecular function: high-density lipoprotein particle receptor activity. NCBI's taxonomy places the organism in Eukaryota, Metazoa, Chordata, Amphibia, Anura, Dicroglossidae. The transcript has 8 exons. Gene Ontology annotation, cellular component: plasma membrane. The coding region runs from base 1 to 1599 and encodes 532 amino acids.
AUGGCUGCUCUGUACCAGCUGCUGCUGAUCUGCACCUGGCUGGGCUCAGGAUGUCGGGCCCUACAGGUCACCGUGCAGGACGCCGAGCGAUACACCUUGUUAUUCUCCUCUUUAAUCCUCAAGUGUGACUACAGCACGUCUGCCUUGAUUCAGGAUGUGGCCGUCACCUGGAGAUUCAAGUCCUUCUGCAAAGACCCCAUCUUCGAAUAUUAUUCCGCCGCGUACCAGGCAUCUCUUUCCAUGAAGCAAGAUCCGUCCAAUGACUGCAACGAUAACCAGAGGGAAGUGCGCAUCGUUAUCCAGAGGCGCGGGCAGAACGAGCCGGUGCUGGGCAUGGAUUACCGCCAGCGCAAGAUCACCAUCCAGAAUAAAGCCGACCUGGUCAUCAGCGAGGUGAUGUGGUGGGACCACGGGGUUUAUUAUUGCACAGUGGAGGCCCAGGGGGACACGGCUGGGGACCCCGAUAAGGAAGUGAAGCUGAUUGUUCUACAUUGGCUGACGGUGAUGUUCAUCGUCAUGGGAGGACUUCUUCUCAUCCUCUUCGUUUCCAUAUGCUGGUGUCAGUGCUGCCCCCACUGCUGCUGCUGUUACGUCCAAUGUCCCUGCUGCCCUACCAAAUGCUGCUGUCCAGAGGAAGCCAUUGCACGCCAUCGGUACAUGAAGCAGAUGCAAGGCCCCGUCCCCUGGAUGAUGGAGAAACCUUUCUAUGCCGGAGCCGACCGCAAUUCUCAGCACUCUUCUUAUCAGCUCAACCCCUUACUUCAGAAAGAUCUCUCACUUCAGGGGAGCAUUCCGAUGGCCAGACAGCCAAGCUACCCACCCUCCAAUAACAAAGUUCUCGACUAUUUGGAGAAAGAGCUCAAAAACUUUAAUACAGCCCAGCCGCUGUCAUCGGGCCCUCACUACAGUGGGGCCAGCCACCACCCCAGCAUGUUAUCUUCCCUGGGCGAAGUUGGGGUCCGCGAAGUAGAUCGCAGGGUGAUCCAGCUUCCUCCAAUCGUUGAACAUAUCGUCAGCUCUCAUCGAAACAGUAACUCCAACCAACACCGCAGGCACCACUCAUGGGACGCCUUAGAGAGCGACCGAGACAGGAGGAGGAACGGACCCCAGGAAGACUCCUACCCCAACGAGAGCGACUGGAGAGACGACAGGCAGAGAAGCGACCGGUCCCAUGGCUACCGGAGAGGGCAACAAAAUGACGGCCGCACAAGACGAGACCCCUCGCCUCCCCGCCGAUCUGACCGUGCCAAUCCUAUCGACGACUCUGCUUAUGAUGACCCCCGUGGGCAUUCCAACCAAAGCUCCGAUCGCAGAAGGUCUCCGGAGAGGUCAAGGAGAGGCAGUCCUGACCGAUUCUCGAGGCGAAGGAGGAGUCAUUCACCCCCCUACAGACGCAAUUCCUGGAGUUCGGAUGAAGAAAGCCAGUACGCCCGCGGCAGGAGGGAAAGACGCCCGCAGUCCUAUGACUGGCCGGAGGAAAAACCUCCCAGCUACAAAUCUCUGGACGUUGCCACAGGGAAAAGCAAAAAACAGCGAGCGGCUGCAGAGAGACAGUCGGACCGGGCCAGUUCCAGAAGCGGAAGAAGUAUGAUGAUUUAGGAGGAUGUGGUCACCAGGAAAGGAGUCAGUGCUGAACUA